This is a messenger RNA of Halteromyces radiatus, 565 nucleotides long. RefSeq lists its product as uncharacterized. The record is from RefSeq and is a predicted model, not a curated record. Gene Ontology annotation, biological process: RNA catabolic process. The transcript has 3 exons. Bases 1 to 456 code for a protein of 151 amino acids. Lineage: Eukaryota; Fungi; Mucoromycota; Mucoromycetes; Mucorales; Cunninghamellaceae. Gene Ontology annotation, cellular component: ribonuclease H2 complex.
AUGUCAAUCAAUAAUGGCCCACAAAACCAUCUUUUUCCGUUUACAGUCAAUAAAGAAGGACCAGUGGAUGCUCAACAAUACCUUUCAGUGGUACCAAGUACACAAUUAACUUUGGAUCCAAUCACUGAUGCAUUUCCUCGAUAUACAACUGUUGUUAUGGGAAGAUUAUUAGAAGGAUUGGAAAUCACGCCUCCCAAGACAUGUGAAGGGUAUGUAUGGAAACUAGACAAAAACGAUAAUGACGAAGACAAUAAUGGAUACGAUGAAGAUUAUCAAGAUGAACAAAGUCACCAACCAUCAUCGCUACAUUGGACAAAAACAGGUACCAAAGUAGACAAGUUCAUAUUAUGGAAAAAGGAUAUUGCACCAUCACCUCAUGAUCCUCGUCUUCAUGCUCUAGAGAGUUGGAUGACGAUUGCUGACUUGAUUCAUCAACCUAUUCCCAUCAAUCAAUGAAUUUGCUUCUAUUUGAUUUCUUCGGUGUAUAUAUUAUUAUUAUUGAUAGAAUAUCCAUUUUAUAAGUAAAUAAAUUAUUAUAGUAGUGAAUAAUAAAGUGAUAAGCAUG